AUCCCGGCAGAUCCAGUAUACGAGUCACAGCUCGGCAAUGACGAAUCAACACGGUGGGGAACACAGCCUCCUAUCAUGGAAGAGUUGAAGAAACAGGCAAAAGCACUUGGAAUCUGGAACCUCUUCCUACCGUUUUCGCACGGGCAACAUCGGCGCAGGUUUUCGAAUUUGGAGUAUGGGUUGAUGGCGGAGCAGUUGGGGAAAUCUCCUAUUGCCAGUGAAGCAUGCAAUUGUAACCCUCCUGAUACUGGGAACAUGGAAAUUCUGAAAAAAUACGGAACGGAAGCUCAAAAGAAGCAGUGGCUAGAUCCUUUACUGGAUGGCGACCUUCGAUCUGUUUUCCUCAUGACUGAACCAGAUAUAGCGUCUUCAGAUGCAAAGAAUAUCCGACUAACAAUUGACAAAGUUGGUGAUGAAUAUGUCCUUAAUGGCUCAAAAUGGUGGAGCAGUGGCGCUGGCCACACAAAGGCUUCCGUAUUCCUUGUUAUGGGAAAAAGCUCCCCAAAUAAUCCAGACUCGUAUAAACAACAGUCUGUGAUUGUGGUCCCCGCUGACACCCCAGGGAUCAGGCGGUUACGUAUGAUGUCGGUAUUCGGAUAUGACGACGCUCCACACGGCCAUGGACAUUUUGUUUUUGAGAAUGUUAGGGUUCCAUGUUCUAGCAUACUUGGAGGCGAAGGUAGAGGAUUUGAGAUUAUCCAGAGCCGUCUUGGGCCAGGCCGGAUACAUCAUUCUAUGCGAGCCAUUGGAGUUGCUGAACGAGCACUGGAAUGGAUGAUUGCCCGCAUAGGCGACAGCCGCAAAACCGCAUUUGGCAAAAAGCUCAACCAACACGGUACUAUUCUCCAAUGGGUCGCAGAAUCACGCAUAUACAUCAACACAGCACGCCUUUCCGUCCUCAAUGCCGCUUUCAAAAUUGAUGUUGGGGACGCCAAGGGUGCCGUGUCUGAGAUUGCGCAGGCCAAGGUUCUGGCUCCGAGAGCCGUUCUGGAGACGCUCGAGCGGGCAAUUCAGACCUAUGGAGGUGCUGGGGUUUCCCAAGAUACGCCGCUGGCGGCCAUGUGGGCACAGGCGCGGACUUUGAAGAUUGUUGAUGGGCCGGAUGAAGUGCAUUUGCAGCAGUUGGGAAGAAAUGAGUCGAAGAGGGGGGAUGAAUUGCAGGCUAAGAUUGAGAGACAAAAACAUUUGACUGAGGAUCUAUUGGCGUCUUCGAAGAUUAGUAGAAGAAAGGGGAAAUUGUUCUCCUUGCUUUAA
Talaromyces rugulosus is the source of this 1254-nucleotide messenger RNA. RefSeq lists its product as uncharacterized. The record is from RefSeq and is a predicted model, not a curated record. The annotation marks the transcript as partial. NCBI's taxonomy places the organism in Eukaryota, Fungi, Ascomycota, Eurotiomycetes, Eurotiales, Trichocomaceae. Gene Ontology annotation, molecular function: oxidoreductase activity, acting on the CH-CH group of donors; flavin adenine dinucleotide binding. The transcript is spliced from 4 exons.